Molecule: messenger RNA, 5268 nt
Organism: Anthostomella pinea
Lineage: Eukaryota; Fungi; Ascomycota; Sordariomycetes; Xylariales; Xylariaceae
Source: the annotation of a GenBank genome assembly
AUGAUCGCGCCGCUUUUGCUUAUGAGAAGAAGGAGACUUCGCUGGCAACGACGGCAGAACAAGAAGCAAACCACAACCAACACCAGACCAGCAGACCCAAACGCGCCAUCGCCCACCAGCGAGCCCGUAGAGUACCCCGGACCAGCAGACCCAAACCCGCCAUCGCCCACCGGCGAGCCCGAAGAGAUGAGCGCGCAAGUGCAAACCGGCGCCUCGACGCAGCAGCAAACGAAGCAGCCACUCAUUCCACAAUAUCAGGAGCCGCGGCCCCAUGGGCCCUUCGCCAUAAGACCAAAGGUGCCCUUCGAAGAACGGGUAGACCCCACUGUCAUGCCGACAGAUGCCAGAUUCAAGGAGAUGGUAGGCUACUUCUUUGGCUGCCUGCGCCAGCCAAAAAUGACCGUCGAUGAGAUCCUCGAAUCCGCCUUCGACUCGCACGAGAUCCGCAAGUUCACGCCCGCGACUGGGCCACCCAUGGUCGUCCAGUGGCAGAAGCAAGACACGGCCGAGUUCCAGGACCUCCUGGACACGCGCUUCAAGGGCCACCCGCCCUCGCUGCAGUUCAAGAUGGCCUGUCUCUACUUUGGCGUGCCAGUCGCACCAAUGCGCCCCGGCGGGCGACACUUGCCGGUGCCUAUGGAUAUCGACUUGGACGACGACGAUGACCCCGUAGAUAACACGACCACCCAGAAAGAAGCCCUCGCAUUCCUGGAUGAAUUUGCCGAAAAGACCGGCGAGACCUCGGGCCGGAAUCUCUCCAACAACAGAUUCUCCAGCAGGGGUCCCCUCAGCAACGGAGCCCCCAGGAACGGGCCGGUUACCAGUGUUACGUCUUCCAUGGGUCUCCGCGGUGGAGGUGGUUACGGAGAGAAAGAUUUCGAGAUAGAGUCGGAACACCCCCUGGAAGACGACGACUUUGUCGGGAUGGACACGGGCGAGGUCAUGACAGAGGCCGAUUUCGCAGAGCUUGCUAGCAAGUACGGCACGUGGCCAGUGGAAAAGGACAUAACGGAGACCGAUGACCCCCCCUUGUCGCCAUCAAAGAAGCAGGAGGGGAAACCCGCCGGACCCACGGAAGAUGGGCUGAAUAGUGGCCUCCAAACAGGUAUUUUUGGUUACGAGGGCGCGCGAGCCUCGCGGGUGGACUGGAAUGAGGUCGGCGUGAACAUAGACGAGCUUCUCGGCAUCAAGGAUGGGCGCGACGCCGAGAUCUGCUUCGAAGUUUGGGAUGCAAAUGCACAGGACCGGCUAGAAACGGUCCAGGACACGCUUCGACAUGGCAAGGUCCCCCUAUCUAGCGACAAGCUUCAACAGACGUUCGUGAAGUACUUCAAUAAACCCGGGCUUGAGGAAGCGCCAGUCGCCUUCUUUGUUCAUCACAAGGCCGAAAUUUGCCCGAGUCUCCUGAUGCCGGAGGAGAAUGACCAAACUGGACUUACAAUCGACAACGGUCUUCGAAGAACAUACAUGAGGUUGCCACAGAGGGGGCUCACGGGCAAGCAUAAAGCGCACCAGUUCAGUGGCGAGUAUAUUCGAGCAAUGUGGGCACUUUUCUCGAACCCUGAGGACCCUCCGCACGCGUACAUGUACAUCCCCGCCCUUAAGGGCCCGGCUUCUUAUGGAUUGUUCGACCCCCCAGCCCGCACUUGGCCCUUGGUGUCUCGCUUGAUGAACGAUUCGCCGGGCGAAAGGAAGAAAAUUGAGAUAACAGCGGAAGAGGUCGUCCGGGACGAGGUGCCGGUCCUGGUGCCAGGGUUCAAUGCCCCCCCGAGUCCUCCGGGUUCCCGGAUCUUUGACAAGGCUUUCUUCAGACACACUGGCAAUGAGUCUGACCGGAGCGGUCUCAUCUUCCUGGCCGACCAGGUACUUCACAGCCGAAUCCAGCUUGGGUUAGCUGAAAAGAGGUACACCGCCCUUGAGAUCUGGAUUCCAGGGACGAACUUCUUCAACCUCAACAAAGAGUCGGGUCGCGUCACUUGCCCCCGAUGCAGUGUUGUGGCGAAGAAUUCCUUGAGUGAAUGGCAAACCAUACUCGCAGCGAUACCGGCGUCUAUCAGUGAUAGGGAGGGGGAACCGACGAGCAUCGUCUGCCGGCCCCGGUUCAAUAAGUACACGAUGGCACACAACGCUUCUGGUGAUGAUGCGGUUGUUGUGGACAUCGACACCAUGACGCUGGACCACUUCAAGGAAACCGUGAAGAAGAUGAUUCCGAGCUACGACCGCCAGAAACGAGACACUGUCAUAAACUUGAGGCAGAUCACUUGGCCUUGGACAACAAAAAAGGGCCUCUACGAGUUUGUGGUCCGACACGAGACGGAUGAGGCCGCAUGGCGGUGGAUCAUGCGGAACAUCGUACAGCCUGACAUGAAGGUCGAGCUCAGCACCGAGGAGGACAACGAGUGGAUCAUUGACGAGAAGAACACGGUAUGGGGACCGCGCUACGACUCUGAACGGCCGCUGACCCUAUCGUCCGGCAAACCUGCUCCAAAUUUAAUAAUCGGCUUUAAGGCCACCAGCACUGAUCCGGCGUAUCUGUCGAAACUGGCAAGUCUCGGGCGCAAGGUAGACGCCAACGGUAUGAUAGUUAGUGCCUAUCCCACCGGCCAGACUGCCACCGGCGAGACUGCCACCGGCGAGACUGCCACAGGCGGUACAAACCGGGGCGGACUUAGUAACGGAGGAGGCAGAGGAGGCAGCGGAGGCAGCGGAGGCAGCGGAGGCAGCGGAGGCAGCGGAGGCAGCGGAGGCAGCGGAGGUAGAGGAGGCAGAGGCUCGCAGAACUCAUCAUUGUCCACGGGGUGGCGAAACACCUUCGAUAGAGAACAAACACUACGCAACAGGUUCUUCUGGAACUCCGAGAGCCUGUUCACGAAUCCCACAAAGCCCGUCAUGCCCCUCCACGGGCCGCCCAUCGAAUCGAUUAUCAGCACGGGACCGGCCAUGCCCGGCGUGACCAUCGCGAUGACGACUCCCACGGAGAUGGUGCGCCUCCAGCGCGAGGUCCACUCGCUGCGCAACCAGCUGCUCGACAGAAUCAGAGAGUGCCCUUACGUGGACUGCGACCGCUACUUCGAAUUCGCCGACGGGGAGGGACUCGACCAACACGUGAGAAAAGAACACAACACCCUGAUGUGUCCCUUUUGCCACUCGGAUGAAGCCAUCCUUCGACUCUACGAUCACGACCAGAUCAAGGAGCACUUCGUCAAAGUCCACCUGGGCGAUUUCAAGCGGCUCUACUGUAACGGCACCGGCCAGGGUGCCGGGUGCGGGAGCGGAUGCGGAUGUGGGAGCGGCCAGAUGUCCAAGUACUGCGACCGCUGCGGCCGGGACCAGGUCCUGCUGGACAAUGCCGCCGACCGGGACCACCAUGCGCGGGUGUGUACCAACCCCGAGACGGCGGCGACGAGCAAAGAACGCGCGCGCGCGAGGUUCUGCGAGCACUGCGGCAUACCGAGGGUCUGGAGCACAUCUCGAGGCGAAGACGACGUGGAGGACGAUUGCAAGUGCGGCGUUGCCAACCCGAACGGAACACCUCUCAACUUUUGCCAGUUCUGUCAGCUCAAGUGGGACGACUCGAUGCAUCCUACGUACCGCGCCAUCCACCAGAAGGCAUGCAUGCCGCCUGCCGGUCCUGAGUGUUCCUACUGCCCCUACUGUGCCAUCCAGCUGGGUGCGCUGCUGGACUGCAACGAGAAGACAAGCCAUAUCCUGCACUGCGAGAAGCGGCCGCAAGGAGGGGCUCAGCCUCUUGGAGGGGCCGGUGCCUGCUGUGGUGGUACGACAUCGGGACCGAGCGGCGAGGAGAAGAAGUGCAAGUUGUUCGAUCUGUGCGGCGCCGUAGUCACGCACAUGACCGCCCAACAAUACAAGGCACACUGGGAAUGCCACGAGCACCAGGGCCAUGUCAAGAAGAAGACGCCACCCGGCUCCAAACCCGGCUCCAAACCUGGUUCCAAACCUGGCUCCAAACCUGGCUCCAAACCUGGCUCCAAACCUACCUCCAAACCUACCUCCAAACCUACCUCCAAACCUACCUCCAAACCUACCUCCAAACCCAGCUCCGAGCACGGGGGUACAGAUCCGCCCGAGGGCGGCCCUGAGGACGCCGAUCCAUUGCCCGAACCUGAACCGGUGCCGGGCACCGGGUUUGGUUUCAGCGGUGAUAGCGCUGUUCCAUUCGUCGAAGUCGAACCCGUGGGUGACCCGAAGCCAUUCAAGUAUGGCACCGGGCUUGGUUCCAGCGGUGGUGCCGCUGUUCCAAACCCAUUCAAGCCGACCUUACCUCCACCCAGCGCAGAUCAGACUAUGGCUUUAAUCGACCAACUGACGGGCAGAGGAGUGGACAUGCCGAUGGUAACGGAGGAUUCCGAGCAAACUUCAGAGGGGGAGCAUAUAGCCGAGGUCAGCUUUGAUAAGAAGCGUGCCAAAACCCCUAAGAAACCAACCACCAAGACCAUAGCCAAAGACAGCGGCACAGCGUCCAAGAAGGACAGUCCCAGCAAGAAGAAGAGCCCUGCGGGCAAGAUGAAGCUGCCGCCCCCGUCCGUAAACCUGGCGCCGUUCGGCGAGGACACCGAGGAAGGCGACCACGACCACGACCAAGUCGGAGCCAAACGCAAGCGCAAACGGCACUCGGACCGCGACACCGACGUGAGUUGGCGCCGGCCGAGCGGCACCACCGUAGAGCCCAACGAGGAACACUCCGAGGCGAGCGCGGUGCCCGACCCCGUCGCCAACCUGGACCCCGAGGCGCCCCCGUCGCCCAAAAAGCGUGCCACCAAGAAGAAGAACGUGACCAAGGCCGCCGCAGAUGCGAGCCCUGCCGGGGAACCCGAACCGAAGGCGACGCCCCGCGGCAAAGCGAAGGGCCUAGGCCGACCCACGCUGGCGGCAAAGGCGGCGGCGGCUGCUGCCGUAGAAGCGGCGCGUAGCAUGCCCCCACCGCCCCCUCCGGCGCCGGCUGCCACGCCAAAGACGCCCGGGCGACCUGCCGGCAAGAAGGCAGCAGCAGCAAGUGCCGCGAGCGCGACAACGCCGAUGACCGUCACCCGCUCGGGGCGGCCGGUCCGACAGACGCGCGCGGCCCAGGACGCGGCGCGCUACAACGAGUCCCCCUCGGAAGACAGCGAGGCUGCUGCGGGCCCCACAACGCGGGGAGUCCGCGGCCGGCCGCCCGUCAUCGACACGGAUAGCGAGUUCUUCUACGAGUCCGUGUCCACGCCCGCCACGCCUGCGCCUGUUAGCAGGCGGCCCAGGACUAAAAAGUGA